AUGGAUAUUUCACUACUUUUUUUUCUGUAUUCUUUCCUGGUCAUUUUUUUACCUUUUUUCUACUUUGCUUUCUUUUCUAGCUCUUCUAGACAUUUUCCUUCUUUCCUCUUUUUUUCUAUCACCAUCCCGAUCUGUUCUUUCGUUUUCUUCCCUCUCUCUCUCUCUCUCUCUCUCUCUAUCUAUCUACUUUCUGUCCCCACCCUCCUUUCUCUUUCUCGUUUCAUUCUUUUUUUCUUCAACCUUAUUUUAGGUUCUAACCUCUCUUUCUAUUCUAUCGCUGCCCUUACUUUUUUUCAUCUACCCUCCUUUCUUUUCAUCUUCAAACCUCCUCCUCCUCCUUCUUCUUCUUCAUUUUCUUCUCUCUUUUUUCUUCCCUUUUUUAUUUUCUCCUUUAAUCUUUCUUUUUCUUCUUUACUUAUCUUUCUUUCCUCCCCCUCGAGUUCCUUCUUUUCUAUACCUUCCUCUUCCCUCCUCCUACUUUUAUCUCCCCUCUCCCUGUCUUUCUUUUAUAUUUUCUCUCCUGCUACUUCUCUCCUUCUCCAUUUUUUACCUUUUUCUCUCUUAUUUUUCGGUUUUCUCCCUUUAGCUCCAUUUUCCUUCACCGUUUUUUUUGUUAUCUCUUUUCUACACGCCACUUCCCCACCCCGCAUUCUCUGA
Acanthosepion pharaonis is the source of this 657-nucleotide messenger RNA. NCBI's taxonomy places the organism in Eukaryota, Metazoa, Mollusca, Cephalopoda, Sepiida, Sepiidae. The record is from the annotation of a GenBank genome assembly.